Messenger RNA from Triplophysa rosa, 2892 nucleotides. RefSeq names its product melanocortin 5b receptor (gene mc5rb). The transcript is spliced from 2 exons. Gene Ontology annotation, molecular function: melanocortin receptor activity. The record is from RefSeq and is a predicted model, not a curated record. Gene Ontology annotation, cellular component: membrane. Bases 330 to 1313 code for a protein of 327 amino acids. Lineage: Eukaryota; Metazoa; Chordata; Actinopteri; Cypriniformes; Nemacheilidae. Gene Ontology annotation, biological process: G protein-coupled receptor signaling pathway.
UACAUAAACAUUGAAGUAUUUGGUGAGUAUUGACAUGACAACGGACUGAUUUAUCCCUUCGAUCAGGAUUAUAGACAAUGGUAUCAGCAUCAAUGUGUUAGCACGGGGGUGGAGCGCGCGCACGCACGCUGUGCUAUAUGAGAGCGCGGUGGGAGAUUCUACAGCAGAGAGAGCUCUAUGUAUUGGAUUAGAAACUAGAACUACCUUCAACUUCUCUAUACACUCGACGAAACAUUUCCAGUGAUGCAUGCAACAAAGAGCUACAUGGAUACAACAUCAUGCAACUAGCAACAUCCUGAACCCAUUUUCCCUCGACACCACACAAGGACAUGAACCUCUCAGAGUGGCCCACGCUUUCCCCAAACUCUUCUUUGAGAUACACGAACCACAGCGAAGAGUCCAGCAGGUACAGGCCGAGUGCAUCGGCAUGUGAGCAGGUGCACAUUGCACCUGAGGUGUUCCUCACGCUGGGCCUCAUCAGCCUGCUCGAGAACAUCCUGGUCAUUCUCGCUGUCGUGAAGAACAAGAACCUCCACUCGCCCAUGUACUUCUUCGUCUGUAGCCUGGCUGUGGCCGACAUGCUGGUGAGCGUUUCUAACGCAUGGGAGACUGUAGUGAUCCACCUGCUGGCUAACAGAAGUUUGGUUAUUGAAGAUCACUUCAUCCGUCAGAUGGAUAAUGUGUUUGACUCGCUCAUCUGCAUCUCCGUGGUGGCAUCUAUGUGGGGCCUGUUAGCGAUCGCCGUGGAUCGCUACGUGACCAUCUUCUACGCUCUCCGGUACCAUAACAUCAUGACCGUACGUCGAGCGGGGAUUAUCAUCAGCAGCAUCUGGGUGUUUUCCACGGGCUGUGGAAUCAUCUUCAUAAUCUACUCUGACACAAAGCCUGUGGUGGUGUGCCUGGUGGCCAUGUUCUUCGCCAUGCUGCUCCUGAUGGCUUCCCUCUACAGCCACAUGUUCCUUCUGGCGCGCUCGCACGUCAAACGCAUGGCAGCGUUGCCGGGAUACAGCGCCAACGUCAGGCAGAGAGCAAGCAUGAAGGGUGCCGUCACCCUCACCAUACUGCUGGGCAUCUUCAUCGUGUGCUGGGCUCCGUUCUUUCUCCACCUAAUCCUCAUGAUCUCCUGCCCAAAGAACGUUUACUGUGUCUGCUUCAUGUCACACUUCAACAUGUAUCUGAUACUCAUCAUGUGCAACUCUGUGAUCGACCCGCUGAUCUAUGCAUUUCGGAGCCAGGAGAUGAGAAAGACCUUUAAAGAGAUCAUUUUGUGUGAUGGACUGCGUGGUUUCUGCAGCCUGCUCAGCAAAUAUUGAACAAGGUUCUUGGAAAAACCUGACGGUAUGGACUGAUGGAUGAGUGUGUGUGUUUGGAUGGAUCGGUGUUGCACAUGAGGUGGGUGUGGGUUAAAGUCCCAGUGAAACGCCUUAGAACACGCAGCAUUAUUUGAUGUGUGAACCUAAUCUUAACUGAAAAAUGCAGAGAGCGCGAGACAUAUCGAGUGCCCCCGCCCCCUUUUAAAAUAACUAAUAGCGUUUCAUUUAUGGCACAGUCAGCCUAGCAAAGCUGCAUUUAACAGCAUGAUAGCCACAGUGGUGUAAAAGUCUAUUGAAAAGAAUAGGAAGAUGAGUGAUACCAGUGAUGUGUCAUUUGAAGCUUGUUAUUUUUCGUUGGUGAGUGACACUGGCGUUUGUCUUCUCUUUUACUCAUCAAAACUGCGGGAUUGAUUUGAUUCUAAAGCAGAUUUGAUUGGACGAGAACUUUGACCAGAGGCGUGAUGUCAUGGAAUUUCUAGAUUUUUUUGAGUGCCCGUGCCAGACUGUCAGUUUUGAACGCUUUUAUCUUCUAAAUGGGAAUUUUGUCAGCGCGUAGGAGCAUAUCAGUUUAUUGACGUCCUUAAGGCUAACUUAUUUUUAGUAAAAGGAAAAAACUUUCAUAUUGAUUUCACUGGGGCUUUAAAGCGACAACAAGCAACUUUUGCUCACUGUUGCCCCACGUGGCUGAUAAGCGGAAUUGUCUGUAUGCAGUGUCGUAAAAACUGUCGCAAAGAUUUCCCGCUGGCAGCUCAAUACACGUGAGUUCGUUUACUAAGUCCGAUGGACCCGGCGGACCCAGAUACGCUAUGAAAACAGCGCAUAGCAUGUAUAUAUAUAUAUAACGACAACAUUAGCCUACUCAACGACUGAACUGUUCAACAUUUACGUGGUUUACUUGUCUGAACUAAAGAAUCUGCUGCUUUUUACCACAACACGUUUAUUGUGGUUUUUUUAGUCUUCAUUUACAAGCUAGCUAUCGACACCGGCAACCAUAUAUUAUCUCUCAGCUACCUUACGGUUAUAAAGUGUGAACCGGUGGUGCGCCAAUGACACAGACUAAUAACAAAUACGUUCAAAAGUACAGGACAGUAACAAAAAAUGUACAAAUAACACUUACAAAUCCAGGAGCAGGACCGCUAGGUCUCCAUCCGUUUUGCAACCCGUUGCCUCUUGCUGCUCGCGCCACUGAGUGUAAGCCCAUCCGAUAUUGAUUUGUGACCGGCCUCGUGUCCGAUCACUCUCUCGCUUUCUUUUCUUUGCUUCCUCCGACAAAACCCUCUUUGGUUUUUUGGCUGGCUCUGCCAUGGUGAUGUUUUGGUUCGUUUCGUCUUACUGUUAGCUCUGCUGUUGGCUAACUUCUCCCAGGCUACGAGUAAAACGUGACAUAUGCCGUAAAGCAGUGGAUAGGCGGGCUUGUACCGGCCCGAACACCAAAGUUACAAGUGCAAUUUCAGCCGAUAGGAGGCUGCUCAGGUAGCAACGGCAGUAAAAUUCGUCCAGUUAAAAGUUGACCUACCACUAAAAUAAUUUUAGAGACAUUAUUUUAAGGUCAAAAAGUUGCUCGUUGUCGCUUUAAGUG